AUGGCUGAUCGCGGACACUUCAAAAGAGAGGAUGAGGAUGAGGAUGAUGCUGAGGAGGAGCUUGAUGAGACCGACUUCAAGGCUCAAAAAGAUGCCAUUUUGCUCGCCAUUGACGUGAGCUCAUCAAUGCUGCAGCAUCCGCCCGCAACAAACUCCAAGAAGGCCGAUAGGGACAGUGCCGUCGAGGCAGCUUUGAAAUGCGCCUACCAUCUCAUGCAGCAGCGCAUCAUCUCUAACCCCAAAGACAUGAUGGGCAUUCUCUUCUUCGGCACGGAAAAGUCAAAGUUCCAAGAAGAAAGCGGUCGAGCAGGCUUGGGCUACCCGCACUGCUACUUGUUCGCAGACCUCGACGUUCCCGCUGCUGAAGAUGUCAAGGCACUAAAGACCUUGGUCGGCGCGGAUGGAGAAGAGGCCGAAGAUGAAGAUGAGGUGCUAGUGCCGGCGGAGGAAGAAGUCCAGAUGGCCAACGUCUUUUUCUGCGCAAACCAAAUCUUCACUACUAAGGCGGCGAACUUUGGCAGCAGACGACUCUUCAUCAUCACAGACAAUGAUGACCCACAUGGCAAGAACAAGGAUGCCAAAUCGGCUGCGGCUGUCCGUGCAAAAGACUUGUACGAUCUUGGAGUUGUGAUCGAGCUUUUCCCCAUUACCAGAGACGAGAGGAAGUUCGACCUCGGCAAAUUUUACGAUGACAUCAUCUAUCGAGACCUAGUUGCAGAGGCCAAUCUCUCCGAAACCAGAAACUCAAAGUCCGGCGAUGGCCUCAGUCUCCUCAACUCAUUAAUAUCAAACAUCAACUCCAAAGAAACGCCCAAGCGCUCCCUAUUCUCUAACCUCCCCUUCGAGAUCGCCCCUGGACUCAGAAUCUCGGUCAAGGGAUACAAUAUUCUUCACCGUCAGACCCCAGCAAGAACAUCAUACAUCUGGCUAGACGGCGAGAAACCUCAGCUCGCCAACGGCGAAACGACACGGAUAGCCGAGGAUAGUGCCCGGACGGUUGAAAAGGUCGAGUUCAAGAAGGCUUACAAAUUUGGCGGCGAAUACGUGCACUUUGCACCAGAGGAGCAGAAGUCUCUCAAAGACUUCGGCUCCCCCAUUAUCCGUAUUAUCGGAUUCAAGCCGCGCUCUAUGCUUCCCUUUUGGGCGAGUAUCAAGAAAUCAACAUUCAUCUUCCCAUCAGAGGAGGACUAUGUCGGCUCGACUCGUGUCUUCAGUGCUCUUUGGCAAAAGCUGCUAAAAGACAAGAAGAUCGGCAUCGCAUGGGCUGUCACCCGUGUCAACGCUAGCCCAAUUCUCGUCGCCAUCAUCCCUUCCCAUGAGAAGUCUGAAGACGAUUCAGGAACGCCCUAUCUACCCGCCGGUCUUUGGCUCUACCCGCUUCCUUUCGCUGACGAUCUACGCGAAGGCCCCGAGCCCCCAAGUAAUCACGUCGUAAGUUCCAACGAGCUUAUCGACAAGAUGCGCAUCAUCGUCCAGCAGCUACAGCUACCGAAGGCCAUGUACAACCCCAAGAAAUACCCCAACCCGUCGCUGCAAUGGCACUACAAGAUCCUCCAGGUCUUGGCUCUCGAGGAGGAGUACCCUGAAAAGGCGGAAGAUCUCACCGAGCCAAAAUACAAAGCCAUCAGCAAGCGUGCCGGCGGUUACCUGGAUGACUGGGCCGAGACCCUACAGGACGAGACCAAGAUCGCGUUGGCAAAGGCUGCGAUCAAGCGCGAGGCAGACGAAGGUGACGAUGAGAGGCCUGCCAAGAGAGCAAAGGCUGCGCCGAAAGCUGCAAAGGUUUCCGGGUCUGGCAUGACGACGGCGCAGCUUAAGGCUGCUGUGGACAGUGGUGGAUUGAGCAAGAUGCUAGUCGCAGAUCUCAAGGAGCUGCUUGCCGCGAGGGGACAGAGCAUAGCAGGCAAGAAGAGCGAGCUGGUGGAGAGAAUCGAGGAAUGGGUUGAGGAGAAUGCUUGA
Messenger RNA from Colletotrichum abscissum, 1959 nucleotides. RefSeq names its product ATP-dependent DNA helicase II. Gene Ontology annotation, biological process: telomere maintenance; double-strand break repair via nonhomologous end joining. The transcript is spliced from 3 exons. Gene Ontology annotation, cellular component: Ku70:Ku80 complex; nucleus. NCBI's taxonomy places the organism in Eukaryota, Fungi, Ascomycota, Sordariomycetes, Glomerellales, Glomerellaceae. The record is from RefSeq and is a predicted model, not a curated record. Gene Ontology annotation, molecular function: damaged DNA binding; DNA helicase activity; telomeric repeat DNA binding. The coding region runs from base 1 to 1959 and encodes 652 amino acids.